Messenger RNA from Arabidopsis lyrata subsp. lyrata, 414 nucleotides. Its product is annotated as ethylene-responsive transcription factor 13. The coding region runs from base 1 to 414 and encodes 137 amino acids. Gene Ontology annotation, biological process: ethylene-activated signaling pathway; regulation of DNA-templated transcription. The record is from RefSeq and is a predicted model, not a curated record. Lineage: Eukaryota; Viridiplantae; Streptophyta; Magnoliopsida; Brassicales; Brassicaceae. Gene Ontology annotation, molecular function: DNA binding; DNA-binding transcription factor activity. The transcript is spliced from 2 exons.
AUGGAAGGAGAGCUCAGACGGGAUAACGGCUCGGCAGUUCUGGAUUGGAUUCGCCGGCAACUCCUGGAGGAGGACGAUUUCGAUCUUCUUACAGCCCAAGAUUCAUCAUCGCCGCCACGUAGAAGCGCAAAUUACAAAGGAGUGAGGAGAAGACCAUGGGGGAAAUAUGCCGCCGAGAUCAGAGAUCCAAACAAGAACGGAGCCAGAAUCUGGUUGGGGACCUACGAGACCCCCGAGGAGGCUGCCGUGGCAUAUGACCAGGCAGCUUUCAAGAUGCGAGGCUCCAAGGCUAAGCUUAACUUUCCUCACCUUAUCGGCAUUGACCAGGCUGAGCCAGUGAGGGUCACUAACGCAAUCCAGUCAAUGAAACGUAUACUAAGAGACAUCAACUUCUUCGAAUCAACAGCGUACUAA